Molecule: messenger RNA, 3844 nt
Organism: Chionomys nivalis (European snow vole)
Lineage: Eukaryota; Metazoa; Chordata; Mammalia; Rodentia; Cricetidae
Product: cytochrome P450 2U1
Exons: 5
Coding region: 1-1593 (530 amino acids)
Biological process (GO): xenobiotic metabolic process
Cellular component (GO): intracellular membrane-bounded organelle; cytoplasm
Molecular function (GO): heme binding; iron ion binding; oxidoreductase activity, acting on paired donors, with incorporation or reduction of molecular oxygen, reduced flavin or flavoprotein as one donor, and incorporation of one atom of oxygen
Source: RefSeq, a predicted model, not a curated record
AUGUCCUCGCCCGAGGAAUCGUAUCCGGCGGCUGGGGAGCAGCCGGGAGCUGGGCUGCACUUGCGGGCGGCGGGAGGCGCACUGCUGCUUUGCGGGCUGGCACUGCUGCUGGGCUGGGUCUGGCUGCGGCGGCAGCGCGCAUGCGGCAUCCCUCCGGGGCCCGCACCCUGGCCACUCGUGGGUAACAUCGGGCACUUGCUGGUGCCCCGUUUCCUGCGGCUGCAGUUCUGGUUGGGCCAGGGCGGCCAGACCGACACCGUGGGCUCGCACGUGCGCCUGGCCAAGCUGGCGGGCGUCUACGGGAACGUCUUCAGUUUGUUCAUCGGUCACCAUCUGGUGGUGGUCCUCAGCGACUUCCACUGCGUGCGCGAGGCGCUAGUGCAGCAGGCUGAAGUGUUCAGUGACCGCCCGCGGAUGCCGCUCAUCUCCAUCAUGACCAAAGAGAAGGGAAUCGUGUUUGCACACUACGGCGCCAUCUGGAAACAGCAGAGGAAAUUCUCCCACUCGACGCUCCGUCAUUUUGGGUUGGGAAAACUUAGCCUGGAGCCCAAGAUUAUUGAGGAGUUCAAGUAUGUAAAAGAGGAAAUGCAGAAACACGGAGACGCCCCCUUCAGCCCCUUCCCCAUCAUCAGCAAUGCCGUCUCUAACAUCAUCUGUUCCCUGUGCUUCGGCCAGCGCUUCGACUACACAAACAAGGAGUUUAAGAAGGUGCUGGAUUUCAUGUCUCGAGGGUUAGAAAUCUGCUUGCACAGCCAGAUCUUCCUGAUCAACAUAUGCUCCUGGUUUUACUACCUUCCCUUUGGGCCAUGGAAGGAACUAAGGCAGAUCGAAAGGGACAUCACCUGCUUCCUUAAAAACAUCAUCAAAGAGCACCAGGAGUCUCUGGAUGCCAGCAACCCUCAGGACUUCAUAGACAUGUACCUCCUGCACAUGGAGGAGGAGCGGAGAACCGGCAGCGGCACGAGCUUCAAUGAGGACUACCUGUUCUACAUCAUCGGGGACCUCUUCGUUGCUGGCACCGACACUACAACCAACUCUUUGCUUUGGUGCCUGCUGUAUAUGUCAGUGAACCCGGACGUGCAAAAAAAGGUCCACGAAGAAAUCGAAAGGGUCAUUGGUUGUGACCGCCUUCCUUCCCUCACAGACAAGGCCCAGAUGCCAUACACAGAAGCCACCAUCAUGGAGGUGCAGAGGUUGUCCAUGGCCGUGCCCCUCGCCAUUCCUCAUAUGACUUCAGAGAAAACAGUCCUCCAAGGAUACACUAUUCCUAAAGGUACCGUGGUCAUUCCCAACCUGUGGUCAGUGCACAGAGACCCAGCCAUUUGGGAGAAGCCAGAUGACUUCUGUCCUGAUCGAUUUCUGGAUGACCAGGGACAACUUCUGAAAAGAGAAACUUUUAUUCCUUUUGGGAUAGGGAAACGGGUGUGUAUGGGAGAGCAGCUGGCAAAGAUGGAGUUGUUCCUGAUGUUUGUGAGCCUGAUGCAGAGUUUCACCUUUGCCCUACCCGCGGGCUCUGAGAAGCCCAUCAUGACUGGAAGAUUCGGUCUGACGCUAGCCCCCCAUCCAUUUAAUGUAACCAUCUCAAAGAGAUGAAGGUGCCCCUGAGAAGAGAGGAGGGGACAACAGCCAAAUCCGUGUCCUAGACAGUCUUCUGUGCUGUUGAGCGUGGGCCCAGCAACUCAGCACAGCCAAGAGAGGCUCUAGACAAGAGCCCUGGAGGGGCUGGGCGCCACACCACGGAUGCCUCCUGCCCAAUGGGACACAUGGAUGAUGAAUCUAGUUGUGCAGAUUCUAUCAGGAACAGAUCUCAUCUCAGCUCCCAUCAUCCCACGGUAAAAUGAGGGUAAUGAAAUUUCUCAUGACUUCUCUGCUAUUAGCAGAUGCUGGACAGUUCGGAAGUAGACCUGCCUUCAGGCCUUUCAGGGCCCUGACAUGGAAGUGUGUUCAGCAUGGACACUUGGUCAGAAAGGGAUACAGGCCUAGGUUAUAUUGAGGUAGAAGAUUUUCUUUUUAAUUUUUUUCUUUUUCUUUUUAGCAUAGGGUCUAUGUCAGUUUCCUUGGGCUUGUCUUACGAGUAUCUUUUGGGUUUAGGGCUGGGUUAUUUUUUAUAAAGCUAGGAUGAAAUGUCCCCUUGCCCCAUGUGAUGAGGAAAAAGAGAAUCAUUCUCUUGACGUCAUUGUCUACCUAUGUGUACGCUGUCUGUAACCACAGAAACUGAGAGCGUGGUACACAGCCCAGGUCCCCUCUGCCCAGCAGAUGUGCAGCUCUGCCUUGACCUGGGCUCUGGAUGCUGGGCUAGGAAACUGAGUCAUGGAAUUGUGGGAUUGAUCAAGAAGCGAUUUCUCAUUCAAAUGAUUCUGAACCCUCCUCUCCUGUUGUGUUACCAGCCAUAGUGUGACUAACUUGAAUACUCUCCACGAUGAGAAGCCAUUUCUUCAUAGGGUGGCCUCUAAUGACCCUUCCAAGGACCGCGAGAAAAUGUGGGAAUGGCUUUAUGACAGUGUGGAUGACUGUGGCCUUCUGCUGCUGGGGGUAAGGGUGAGCAGGGGCAAAGCCAUCCAUUACAGUCAACAGUGUGCAGCUCCGCGUGCCCGAGUCUGGCCCUUCCCUCAGGUCUCCCACAGCACAGUGGAAGGAACCGUGAUUAUGUGAGCAUUUCUUAGAGAGGCACCGUAUGAACGUUUCCUUUGUGUGCAAUCCUCACGCCAAGGGAGCUGAGGCUUUGCAGUGCUAAGGCCUGUGAUGACAAAACACCCUCACUGGUCUCUAAGACACUUGACCUGUGACUGGAAAGCACUUUCUGAGCCCUUCUCAGUAUUGACCCCACGUGGUCCUGAAGCUGCGUCCUUGGUUACCAUGUCCCUCUUCAUCCCGGUGGACCCCCUGGGGCCAGGCUCCACACUGCUGCCUCCUCAUCCCCAUGCCUUAUUCUUGGCAGAUGCCCGGGCAACUUGGGAGUGAGUUGGGGAAGGUGCUUGAGGGGAGAGCCCAUCUGUGUGUUUAUUGCUGUCCUUUAGGAUAGUCUUAAAUUGCAGUGUAAUUUCGCCCUACCUGUUUAAGCCAGUGUUUAAAAAUUCACUAGGCUUUUUGUAUCAUUUAAAGUAACCAUGUUAGCAAAUGUAGAACGAUACCUCAGCUGCUAAAACCUAAUACAGAAUGAAGGCUUCCAGCAUCUUCCACAGCCGGCUCGCCCAGGUACCCAGGCAGACCCCCAGAUGCUUACUGAGGGGGAAAUGCCAGCUGCUGAAUAAAAACCUACAAGUGAAAAGGAAAAGGUGGAAUAUUGUAUAACUGAGUAUUGAUUAAUUUUUGAUUCUUCAUUCUUUAUAUUAUCCACCAUAAUGUUUUCCUUUUUGUAAGUUAUAGGCACUUUCAAAAUAGGUGCAGGAAGUGCAGGCUAAUUUUUAGGUGCCCUGAAGACUGUUUCAUGUAAGCACACUGAGUGUGGAGGGACCGAGUGAGGCUGUACACCGUAUGGAUAAGAUGGCGCAUGGAUGGGCACACUGUACCUUCACCAGGAUAGCUUGUCCUGAUCUGAGACUCAUGUGCUUUUAAACCUUGACACCCACAAGUCAAUUUCUGGACCUCCUAACCAAAGACUUCAUACUAUACUUGAAAAAGACUUCUGCCUUCUAUGGGAUGAUGUCAGAGUCCUGUGUUUAUCCAGCAGUUUAAUACCGUGCCUCAUGCUGUAGCGCUCUGAAAAUCCCUUAUACACUUUGCCACAGAUGGACUGUGCUUUUCCCGAAUCUACCGCUAUUUUAUGCGCUUCCUGUUUGAUCUGAAAUGUGAAAAUAGCCUUAGUUUUCGGGGUCUAACAAGGUCUAGACCUCAUCUUCGAUGG